ACCUGCAGGUUCACACACAUGCUUAGAGAGAGAGAGAAAGAGAAAGAGAAAGAGAGUUUGUUUCAGUUUGUAGAUGGAUUUCAGUUCCUUCUUAACGUCCCUAGGGACGUCCUUUCUGAUAUUCGUGCUUCUCAUGCUGCUUUUCACGUGGUUGUCGAGGAAGCCAGGGAACGUCGUGGUCUACUACCCGAACCGGAUCUUGAAGGGUUUGGAUCCCUGGGACGCGUACGGCGGCUCCAGGACCCGUAACCCGUUCGCGUGGAUCGGGGAGGCUAUGUCCGCCACCGAACAGGACGUCAUAUCCAUGUCGGGGUUCGACACUGCUGUGUACUUCGUGUUCCUGAGCACCGUUUUGAGAAUCUUGGUCUUAUCUAGCAUAGUGUUGUUGCCAAUGCUUCUACCAGUUGCUGUUACUGAUGAUAGUGUGAAGUCUACUACGGCAACCACAAGCAAUGGGACCUUUAACGACCUUGACAAGUUAUCCAUGGGAAAUAUCAGACGGAGGAGUCCUCGGUUGUGGGCAUUUCUGAUUGCCACUUACUGGGUUUCAUUUGUUACAUAUUACCUGUUAUGGAAGGCAUAUAAAUAUGUCUCUGUAUUAAGAGCAGACACUCUUAUGUCUUCUGAAGCGAAGCCUGAACAAUUUGUUAUUCUCGUUAGAGAUAUACCUCUAGCCCUUCGAGGUCAAACAAGAAAAGAACAAGUUGAUUCAUAUUUUAAUACUAUCUAUCCUCAGACAUUUUACAGAUCAAUGGUGGUAACAGACAACAAAGAGGUAAACAAAAUUUGGGAAGAGUUAGAAGGGUACAAGAAGAAGCUUGCACAUGCUAAAGCCAUAUAUGCAGAGUCAAGAAGAACUGGUAAACCAGAAGCAAGACCCACCAACAAAACUGGCUUCCUUGGUCUCUUUGGUGCAAAAGUGGAUAGCAUAGAGUACUACAAGGAAAAGAUUAAUGAAUUAAUCCCAAAACUGAAAUCGGAACAAAAUCUCACUCUCAGAGAGAAGCAGCAAGAUGCUGCUCUGGUCUUUUUCACAAACAGGGUGACUGCAGCUUCUGCUGCUCAAAGCCUGCAUGACCAAAUGGUUGACAAAUGGACAGUUACAGAUGCUCCUGAACCACGUCAACUGCUAUGGAAUAAUCUUAAAAUCAAGUUUUUUCAGAGGCAAGUACGGCAAUUUGUGGUGUAUGUUAUUGUGGCCUUGGCCAUACUUUUCUACAUGAUUCCAAUUGGGUUUAUUUCUGCUCUCACAACACUGGACAAUUUAAAGAAACUUCUCCCAUUUGUAAAGCCAGUUGUGAAUUUGAAAGCACUCAGGACAGUGUUGGAAGCUUUCCUCCCUCAGAUUGCACUCAUUAUCUUCUUGGCUUUGUUGCCCAAGUUCCUUUUGAUUCUCUCCAAGGCUGAGGGAAUUCCCUCUGUAAGCCAUGCAGUAAGAGCUGCUUCUGGGAAAUAUUUCUAUUUCACUAUGUUAAAUGUUUUCAUUGGAGUGACAGUGGGUGGAACCUUGUUCAGUACACUCAAGACCAUUGAGAAGAAUCCUAACUCUGUAGUUACAAUACUAGCGAAUGGUCUGCCAGGCAAUGCAACGUUCUUCCUGACCCUUGUGGCUUUGAAGUUCUUUGUAGGCUAUGGUCUUGAACUGUCUAGAAUAGUUCCUUUAAUCAUAUACCAUUUAAAGAGGAAGUAUCUGUGUAAGACUGAGGCUGAGUUGGUAGAAGCUUGGUAUCCUGGAGAUCUCAAAUAUGGAACUAGGGUUCCUGGUGACAUGCUGAUUGUCACAAUUGUCCUGUGCUACUCUGUUAUAGCUCCUCUUAUUCUCCCAUUUGGCGUGGUUUACUUUGGCCUGGGAUGGCUAGUUCUUAGAAAUCAGGCACUCAAAGUUUAUGUUCCAUCUUAUGAAAGCUAUGGAAGGAUGUGGCCUCACAUGCAUUCACGCAUCCUAGCAGCUCUGAUAAUAUACCAAGUCACCAUGUUUGGUUACUUUGGGGCAAAGAAAUUCGUCUAUGUACCAUUCCUAAUUCCACUCCCCAUACUGUCCUUGGUCUUUGGAUAUGCCUGCAGUCGGAAAUUCUACCGCUUUUUCCGUGACAUGGCUCUGGAAGUUGCUUGCCAUGAUUUGAAUCAAAUUCCUAACAUGGACCAAGUUUUCAGAUCUUUCAUCCCACCAUGCUUGAGAUCUAAGGAGCUUGAUGAUGAUGAGUUUGAAGAUGCUUUGUCACCAUAAGUUUGAUGUACAUUUGUGUAUUCCACGGGAUUUAUGUUGGUUUUUAUACUCUUGUUUAAGAUAACUUACAUGGAACUUGGCAUAUUUGUUUAAGAUUGAUGAUGCUCUGUAAUCUGUCAUAUGUUAUGUUAAUUUGAACCACCUUGGGUGGAAUU
This is a messenger RNA of Alnus glutinosa, 2382 nucleotides long. Its product is annotated as CSC1-like protein ERD4. The transcript is spliced from 6 exons. Gene Ontology annotation, molecular function: calcium-activated cation channel activity. Bases 74 to 2227 code for a protein of 717 amino acids. Gene Ontology annotation, cellular component: plasma membrane. The record is from RefSeq and is a predicted model, not a curated record. NCBI's taxonomy places the organism in Eukaryota, Viridiplantae, Streptophyta, Magnoliopsida, Fagales, Betulaceae.